CUAACCUCAACACCAAUCAAGACACCUACCCCUGUCCAAGCAGCACAGUUUUUACCAUGCCCAAGUACACCUGGAGGCCUCAAUACGAGUGCCAGCAGCAUUGAAGUUGGUGUAACCGACGAAAGCUACCAGCUUGAGUCAACCAUCACCCCCACAACAUCGUCAUCAUCAGAAGAGGAAGGUGGAAAAGACUGAAGUGAAAAGAAGUUCAUUGUCAAUGAAUCUAGCCUCAUGUCACUAUUCAAAUUCUGCCAGAUGUGCGGGAAACCAAUUUCUUCAAAGCACAUUUUUGAUACUGGGGCACAGAGGAAGGUGAAAUGGACUUGUCUUGGGGGCCAUUUGGGGACUUGGACAUCUUCACCUGAUGUUAGAGGAAUGCCCGAGGUGAAUCUCCUUUCUGCGGCAGCUGUUCUGUUCAAGGGUGGAACAUACACAGAACUGUCAGACUGGUGCAAAACCAUGGGUGUCCAAAUGAUUGCACAUACAAUACAUAUACAACUACAUUUUACGCCAUCCAGAAGGCGUACUUGCACCCUGCUAUUGAGAACUUGUAUGAGGAGAGGAGAACUGAAGUCUUGGCAAGAGUUUAUUUGGAACAGGAGGAUGGGAAGCGGCCACCCUUGGCGGGGAAUGGCAGAUGUGACUCGCCCGGUUUCAAUGUGAAAUACUGUCACUACACGUUUAUGCUAGAUGAUACAAAGGAGAUACUCCACACAGAGCUGGUGCAGUCUACAGAGGCCACCAGCUCUGGAGCCAUGGAGCCACUGGGUUUUAAAAGGGGAAUGACAGAGCUUCUGGACUUGGGCCUUGACGUGGAGGUGAUGACCACGGACCGCUCCUCAUCAAUACGGAAGAUAAUGAGGGAACAAUAUCCUAAUAUCCAGCACGAAUUUGACAUCUGGCACACAGCCAAAGGUUUCCGGAAUAAAAUACUGACGAAGGGGGAAAAAAAGGACACUGCAAUCCUUCUUGCAUGGACCAGGUCUGUCGUAAACCACAUGUGGUAUAGCUGUGCCACAAGUAAGGGGGACAUAGAGGCACUGCAAAACUGUUGGAAAUCCAUUACACACCAUGUUUGCAACGAACACGAGUGGAGAGAUGAUGACGGAAAACAGCAUAGGUGUGAUCAUCCUCCUCUUACCCCCCAGGACCAGAGGAUGCGGAUGUGGAUUGACAAGGACUCAGUGGCAUUGCAGGCCCUGUCGUCUCUGGUCCUAAACGAAAGGCUCUUGAAAGACCUCAACCAGAUGGCACUCUUCAAACAUACUGGGCCACUGGAGAACUUUCAUAGUGCUCUGCUGAAAUACCUCCCCAAGCGGCAGGCCUUCUCAUACCAUGGAAUGAGGGAGAGGUGCCACCUCGCCAUCCUCGACCACAAUGAAAACAUUGUGAAAAGGAAGCAAGCCACCACAGUGACAGGAGAGGCACGAUUCAAACAGGUGUACUGCAAGAAGUCCAAGCAAUGGAUAUUGAAAAAAGUCAGUUUGUCGGAGACCUAAUUGAGAGGGUCCUGGAAAGUGGACGCAACCCGAACAUCAAGUUCAAAACCCCAACCUCCUCACUCACCCUGCCACAACCUGCGUUGCCACCCAACAUUGCCCCUGUACCAAAACCAUCAAAAGAGACCUUUUUAUAUUCUGCCACUACUGUCUGUGUGUGUGUGUGUGUGUGUGUGUGUAUAAUUUAGUUAUUUUAAUUUCUUGUCUACCUAUGAAACAAAUCUUUCAUUUGUGAAUAAAACAAAACUUAUUCAA
This is a messenger RNA of Dicentrarchus labrax (European seabass), 1754 nucleotides long. RefSeq lists its product as uncharacterized. Lineage: Eukaryota; Metazoa; Chordata; Actinopteri; Moronidae. The transcript is spliced from 8 exons. The coding region runs from base 684 to 1499 and encodes 271 amino acids. The record is from RefSeq and is a predicted model, not a curated record.